GUGGACUAAGUUCGUUUUUCCAUCGGGAUCCGCGGUCACACUGAUCUCUACAUUGACCGUUGCUUUUUGGUUUUCCUCGUCCAAUUUUUCCUAUUUUCUGUGAAAAAUACCACUGUUAUCUUCAAAGAAUAUUGCGAAUAACCAUUUUUAAAGUUGCGAAAAUGCCGAAUAAAAACAAUUUUAAUGGAAGAAAUCAAGGCCCCGAACAAGGCUUCCUCAAGCAAUCCACAACUUGUUUUGAUGACGAUUCUGACGAUGCGAAUACACCACAACCGUCCCGUUUGCUCCAGUCCUUCCUGAAAGGACAUUGUAAAGCGGUUGAAAACAUUAAACGUAAUAACAUGGAGAUUGCAAAGAAAAUGCAUAAGAAAACGAAAGCUUUUAUGGAAACGAAAGCUGAAAAUGAUCAUCUAAAAGUACAAUUGAGUAACGCGGAACAGGAGCUGAAGGAACUAACGAAAGCGCUAGAAGGGCUGAAAGGGAAUUACAAGCAACUCAAUGAAAAAUACAUAACUGUACUUCAGAAGUACACCCACUGCGAGACACACUAUGACGAAGAGCAAACCAAGAUCAAAGCUACAAUCAAUCAGCUAAAAGCAGAAAUUACUUUGAAGCAGUCGCGAAAUGAUGAAUUGGAGUCCGAGGUCAAGACCGUGCAGGAUAACUACCUCGAUAUUAGUGCCCAAGUCGAUGCUAUGGCCCAAACUAAUGAGCAGCUAACGGCCGAUUUGGAAAAGAUGCAGUCACAGCUUUUAGAGCACGUUAAGGAAAAGACGGAGUCUCAUAACGCUAUGCAGAAUAUGGAGGAACAGUUCGCUGCCCAAAAUACGCUCCACGAGAUUAGGAUUUCAGAGCUGGAAACAGAGAUCCAAAACCAGACUCUAGCACAGGCCGAUCUGGUCAAUCGCAGCGAGUUGCAGGUAAAAGAGUACAACCUGAAUAUAUCGCACAUUCAGGGCCAGCUGAUGGAAAAGGAAGAGCUCUGUCGCGGUCUUCAGCAGUGCAAUGACACACUCAAAAAUCAACUCGAGCUUCAACGAAACCAAAUCUCAGCAGCUAAAGCAGAGAACGAGGAAAAUCAUCGAAACCUUACCACUUUGAAAGACUACCUAAGCCAAGUGGAGGCUGCAAGGGACCAAUUAAAUGCUUCCAAUAACGAUUUGAUACAGCAAAACGACCAAGCCGCAGUAGAGUUUGCCAUUGAAAAGACUAAACUUGUCAAGGAAUUAAAGCAACAAAAGGAUGAGCUCGAGGCCACUGUCUCACGACUAAAAUAUGAACUGGAGCAGCAGAAUCUGGCCUGCGGCGAGCUAUCCAAGCGGAACGAACAAGAAGUAAAUGACAUACACGUCAGGCUCUCUGAUCUCCAAGGCAGGCUCAAUGAGAGCGAGGUGCUUUGUCAGAAGCAGGAACUCGGCAAUAAACAACUGGCCAGCGAACAUCAAAAGAAAACUCAGAGUUUGCAAGACGAAUUAAACGAUGCGGGGGCAAAGUUAAACGAACUAACUAAACAAAACCAGGCCUUGGCAUCGCAGCUCCACGAUGAUGAGCAGAACUACAAAGAGAACAUCAACACACUUCAAGCUAAACUGGAGCAACUUCAGGGUCAAAUCGAUGGGCUUCAGCAGCAUAUCACCAGUUUGGAGGCUGAGAGAGACGUACUGAGUAAUAACGUACAUCAGCUACUUGGCGAACAUGAAGAAAUGGCCAAUGAAUUAGCGACAGCUAAGUCCAACUUUGAACUGGAACUACGGUCGCAAACGGGCAUCCUACAGACAAAGCUGGCCAGUCUGCAAAUGGAGCUAAACAGCAAGGAAAACGAAAACACCGAAUUGGAACGCAAAAAAGAUGCCAUCAUAGCUGAGCUGAAAUUCAAGAUGAACCGAAUUGGCAGUGUGUUUGAGCAGUCUGUCAGCAGUGUGAGAGUUGUAAGACCGGAACCAAACCCAUCCAUCACUGAAUCGCAGCUGGUUAUUGAAGCUCCACCUGCUCCUUCAAGAAAACGUUUUGCACUAAACCGACGUAUUGAAGCCAUAUCCGAUUCCUCGGACUUUCUCAGCGAUAACGAGCUACCCCCUCCAAAGGUGAAACCACAAAAGAAAGCUAUCUCUGGAGUCAAACGUGCUCGUUUACAUAAAAAUGAGAAGGAUAACGAUGCUGCUUUCGACAAGUUAAAGACUCAAGAUUAAAUUUCUUAAACCCUUUUGUAAAUCGUAAAAAUUAAUUUUAGUUUAAAACGUACAAUGUUAAAUUUGAAAAGUAUGAGAGUUUAGCAUGGGUCAAACCAUAUCGUCUUAGCCGUAAGACCUUAUCUAUAGCGUUUCCCAAUCUAGACAGUACAAAUAUUGACAACCAGCAUUUCUCUGACGACCUGCCCUGGUCAGGUAAUUUGUAUUCAAGAGAAAACCCAGAUAUUUGUACAUAUCCUCAUGCUAUACACUUACUAUAUAUUUGAUACUCAUUGAACAGAUGGAUAAAUUAUUUAAGUUUCUUGUGGACUCAGUCCAUUUAACAUGU
This is a messenger RNA of Drosophila pseudoobscura, 2517 nucleotides long. Its product is annotated as crossover suppressor on 3 of Gowen. Gene Ontology annotation, cellular component: myosin filament; cytoplasm; myosin II complex. NCBI's taxonomy places the organism in Eukaryota, Metazoa, Arthropoda, Insecta, Diptera, Drosophilidae. The record is from RefSeq and is a predicted model, not a curated record. Gene Ontology annotation, molecular function: microfilament motor activity; actin filament binding. The transcript has 9 exons. The coding region runs from base 162 to 2189 and encodes 675 amino acids.